AUGAAGAGAAAGACAGAGAAAGAGAAAAUGUCUGAGGGUCAUCUGUGUCUGCUGGGACUGAUCGCUCUCUCUUCACUUCUCACAGGUACCAGUGGAGUAGAUGAUGCUCAUGUGUUCAUCAGUUCUGGAGGAAAUGUCCGUCUGCCCUGUAAUAACACACAUAAACACUACAGACCAACUACAUGGCCCUACAACACACUCAACAAUUCAGCAGCAGUUGAACUUAUUCGUUUAGGGAUAAAGAAGAAAGACACACAGAGACAUGAGAGACUGAGUCUGGGGUCUGACUGCUCUCUGAACAUCAACAACAUCUCAACAGAAGAUUAUGGAUCUUACAUGUGCAGACAAUAUGUGAACCACAAACAACAAGGAACUGAUGCUCGUGUUUAUCUGCAUGUUCUUCAUGUCUCACAGACUGAGAUCAGUGCAGGUCUCUCUGUGACUCUCUCCUGUCAGCUGUAUUCAUAUCCUCGAGUCUCUUGUGAUGAUUCGGUCAGUUCUGAGAGAAUUGAGCUGUUCUGGGUGAAUCAGGCUGGUGUUAAACUGACGAGAUCAGACUCCAGAUAUCAGAUAUCAUCCUCAUCAGGACACUGUAUCAUCUCUCUGAAUACAACACUCCUGAAUGAAGAUCACAACAGAGAGUGGAGAUGUGAAGUUACUCAGAGAGAUCGAGUCAAGACCUCAGUCACAUACACUGUCAAGAGUUCAGGUGAGAAAACAAGCUCAUUAAUCAGUGUUAGACCCUUAUAAUGAUAACAUUAAGGACUGUUAGUGCCAUUGAAGCAGAAAAAACUGAGGAACAACAGCUUCUUUCAGUCUGACAGACGAGAAACUCAA
Messenger RNA from Cyprinus carpio (common carp), 837 nucleotides. RefSeq lists its product as uncharacterized. The record is from RefSeq and is a predicted model, not a curated record. The transcript has 3 exons. The coding region runs from base 1 to 750 and encodes 249 amino acids. NCBI's taxonomy places the organism in Eukaryota, Metazoa, Chordata, Actinopteri, Cypriniformes, Cyprinidae.